AUGGGUAUCUCACGAGACUCUCGCCACAAGCGCUCCGCCACCGGUGCGAAGCGCGCCCACUACCGCCAGAAGCGCGCCUGGGAGGCCGGCCGCCAGCCCGCCAACACCCGUAUCGGCGCCAAGCGAAUUCACACCGUCCGUGUCCGCGGCGGCAACACCAAGUACCGGGCGCUCCGCCUGGAUUCCGGCAACUUCUCGUGGGGCUCCGAGGGCACCACCCGCAAGACCCGCGUUAUCGGUGUCGCCUACCACCCGUCCAACAACGAGCUGGUCCGCACCAACACUCUGACCAAGAGCGCCGUCAUCCAGAUCGAUGCGGCCCCCUUCCGCCAAUGGUACGAGGCCCACUACGGCCAGGCCAUCGGCCGCAGACGGCAGCAGAAGCAGGCCAAGGAGGCUGCUGAGGAAGUGAAGAAGAGCAAGAGCAUCGAGGCAAAGCAGGCCGCCCGCUUUGCCGCCCGCGGCAAGGUCGACCCCGCGCUGGAGAAGCAGUUCGAGGCCGGUCGCCUGUUCGCCGUUGUCUCGUCUCGGCCCGGCCAGUCCGGCCGGUGCGACGGCUACAUCCUGGAGGGCGAGGAGCUGGCUUUCUACCAGAGGAAGCUGCACAAGUAA
Messenger RNA from Gaeumannomyces tritici R3-111a-1, 612 nucleotides. RefSeq names its product 40S ribosomal protein S8. NCBI's taxonomy places the organism in Eukaryota, Fungi, Ascomycota, Sordariomycetes, Magnaporthales, Magnaporthaceae. The record is from RefSeq and is a predicted model, not a curated record. Gene Ontology annotation, molecular function: structural constituent of ribosome. Gene Ontology annotation, cellular component: ribosome; cytosolic small ribosomal subunit. The transcript has 2 exons. Gene Ontology annotation, biological process: translation; maturation of SSU-rRNA from tricistronic rRNA transcript (SSU-rRNA, 5.8S rRNA, LSU-rRNA). The coding region runs from base 1 to 612 and encodes 203 amino acids.